AUGUUUUUCUCAUUUUUUGUUUUUUCUUAUGGUGUUCUAGGGUCUGAUGAAGAGGCUCCCCAAGUAAGACUCUCUCCCAUAUGCUUUAAUAAGCUGAAGUCCUUAAAACUGAAAUUGGGAGUUGAUGAAGAUCAUAUGCAAGUUAUGAUACAAUUGCUCAAGUAUUCUCCUCAUCUGGAGGUUCUAAAAUUGUGCUGCGAUGAGAUCCGUCAUUGUUGGCAGAUGCAUGAUCCUGAAGAAAGCAUUGUGUGCUUGGACUCUCAUCUAAAGUCGAUUCAGUUGAUUGGUUUCAAAGAAGAAGAAAACGAGAUAGAACUACAAAGGUUUUUUCUGAAGAAUGCACAGGUAUUGGAAAAACUUACGAUUGUUUGGGCCGGUUAUGCUCUGAAAUCAGAAGAGGCAUCGAAGAAGGUUUUGAAUAUUCCUAGAACUUCUUCACAAGUUCUUCUGACAUUUCACGAUGCCAAACUCAAACGAAAGUCUGAUAACUGGUUGGAUUAUUGUUAA
Solanum stenotomum is the source of this 507-nucleotide messenger RNA. RefSeq lists its product as uncharacterized. The transcript has 2 exons. Lineage: Eukaryota; Viridiplantae; Streptophyta; Magnoliopsida; Solanales; Solanaceae. The record is from RefSeq and is a predicted model, not a curated record. The coding region runs from base 1 to 507 and encodes 168 amino acids.